Molecule: messenger RNA, 3375 nt
Organism: Cygnus atratus (black swan)
Lineage: Eukaryota; Metazoa; Chordata; Aves; Anseriformes; Anatidae
Gene: FOXO3
Product: forkhead box O3
Exons: 3
Coding region: 1-1995 (664 amino acids)
Biological process (GO): regulation of transcription by RNA polymerase II
Cellular component (GO): mitochondrial matrix; nucleus
Molecular function (GO): DNA-binding transcription factor activity, RNA polymerase II-specific; RNA polymerase II cis-regulatory region sequence-specific DNA binding
Source: RefSeq, a predicted model, not a curated record
AUGGCAGAGGCGUCGCCCCCCGCCCCGCUCUCGCCGCUGGCCGUGGAGCUGGACCCCGAGUUCGAGCCGCAGAGCCGCCCCCGCUCCUGCACCUGGCCCCUGCAGAGGCCCGAGCUGCAGGCCAGCCCCGCCAAGCCCCCGGGCGAGCCGCCCGCCGACGCCGCCUCCAUGAUCCCCGAGGAGGAGGACGACGACGACGAGGGGGGCGGCUCGGCCAUGGCCGUCGGCGGCGCGGCCCCGGCGGGCGGCGAAGCGGCGGCGGCCGCCGUCCCGGAGGAGGCGGCUCGGCUCCUGGCCCCGCUGCCCGGGGGCGGCCCGGAGGGGCCGAGCCUGUCGCCGGGGGGAGCGGGAGGAGCGGCGGCGGCUGCGGGCGGCGGGGGGCUCGGCGGCGGCGGUGGCCCCGCGGCGGCGCCGAGGAAGUGCUCGUCGCGGCGCAACGCGUGGGGCAACCUCUCGUACGCCGACCUCAUCACCCGCGCCAUCGAGAGCUCCCCGGAGAAGCGGCUCACCCUGUCGCAGAUCUACGACUGGAUGGUCCGCUGCGUGCCCUACUUCAAGGACAAGGGCGACAGCAACAGCUCGGCCGGCUGGAAGAACUCAAUCCGGCACAACUUGUCACUCCACAGCCGCUUCAUCAGGGUGCAGAACGAAGGCACCGGGAAGAGCUCCUGGUGGAUGAUCAAUCCAGAUGGUGGAAAAGUGGGCAAGGCGCCACGGAGACGCGCCGUGUCCAUGGACAACAGCAACAAGUACACCAAGAGCAGAGGGCGGGCGGCUAAGAAAAAGGCGGCCCUGCAGACUGCCCAGGAGGCAAGCGAGGACAGCCCUUCCCAGCUCUCCAAGUGGCCAGGGAGCCCAACUUCCCGCAGCAGCGAUGAGCUGGAUGCGUGGACAGAUUUUCGCUCCCGGACGAAUUCCAACGCCAGUACGAUAAGUGGCCGCUUGUCACCGAUUUUGGCAAGCACCGAACUAGAUGAUGUUCAAGACGACGACGCUCCGCUUUCUCCCAUGCUGUACAGUAGUCCAUCGAGCUUGUCCCCCUCGGUAAACAAACCGUGUACUGUGGAGUUGCCUAGGUUGACUGAUAUGGCUGGGACAAUGAAUUUGAACGAUGGACUAACAGAUAACCUCAUGGAUGAUCUCUUGGACAAUAUAACACUCCCUUCCUCCCAGCAGUCGCCCACAGGAGGGAUGAUGCAGAGAAACUCCAGUUUUCCAUAUGGUUCCAAAGGUUCAGGGCUGGGUUCCCCCUCGAGUAGUUUCAACAACGCCGUAUUCGGGCCGUCGUCCCUGAAUUCCCUCCGCCAGUCGCCCAUGCAGACCAUUCAGGAGAACAAGCAGGCCACCUUCUCUUCCAUUUCCCAUUACAACAACCAGACGCUGCAGGAUCUGCUCGCCUCUGAUGCACUUAGUCACAGCGAUGUCAUGAUGACACAGUCUGACCCACUCAUGUCACAAGCCAGCACAGCUGUGUCCGCCCAGAACUCCCGCAGGAAUAUAAUGCUCCGCAACGACCCCAUGAUGUCGUUUGCCGCGCAGUCCAGCCAGGGCGGUCUGGUCAAUCAGAGCCUGCCCCAUCACCAGCACCAGUCUCACAACUCUCCUCUUAGUGGCAGCCGUGCCUUGUCCAAUUCCAUCAGUAACAUAGGCUUGAAUGACUCGAACAGCUUGGGUUCCUCCAAACAUCAGCAGUCACCCGUCAGUCAGUCUAUGCAAACACUUUCUGACCCGCUCUCAGGCUCCUCUUUGUAUUCCUCUAGCGUGAACCUCCCGGUCAUGGGACACGAGAAAUUCCCAAGUGACUUGGACCUGGAUAUUUUCAAUGGGAGCUUGGAGUGUGACAUGGAGUCCAUCAUCCGCAGUGAACUCAUGGAUGCAGAUGGGCUGGAUUUUAACUUUGAUUCCCUCAUCUCAGCUCAGAACGUUGUCAGUCUGAAUGUGGGGAACUUCACUGGUGCUAAACAGGCUUCAUCACAGAGUUGGGUACCAGGCUGAAGGAUCUUUCAGAACAGGGAAAAAUGGGCAAACAGGCCCUCAAACUGACACGAGAUGUAGAGAGAGAACCCUUUGCCAAAUCUGCUGUCAGCAAGUGGACAGUGAUACUGUUUACAGCUUACGACCUUUGUGAACCCUGCAUUAUUUUCCUAACGAAGCAGACUGUUAAUAGGCCCCAUACCUGAGUGAAGAUCCUCUUUUUUUUUUUUCCUCUCUUCCUUUUUUUGGAAUUGAACUCAUUCUGAAGUAUGCAAAAUCUUCCUUUUCUGGGAUGGCCAAGCACCUGCUGUGGAGACAAUGUUCAGCACCAUCCUGUUGAGAACACACUGUGUAGCCUUUACAGUAGUUACUUGUCAAUGAGUAUGUGGUGUUUCAAUAUAUUAAUGGUUUAUGGGAUGUUUUAAGUUGGCUUUUCUUUUUGGAGGUUUUUCCUGUCUGCCCGCCCUCCUCCCCCCCAACCUCCAGUUUGAUUUCCUUAGAUUUUUUGACCAUUUUUGCUUUCUCUCCCUGGGGAAUCUGAAACACUGCUUAUGCUCGAGGAAACGAUCAUAACCCACCACCACGGCUCAGAUGCCAGGGCUUUCCGAAUAUACAGCAUCCAUUACGCCAACCGACCGACCGAAUUCCAGAGGGAUGCGAUUUCGUGUGGUCUGUUUGCCCGUUGGGUUGGUUUGUUUCUUUUCUUUCUUAUUUUUUCCUUAAACUUCAUGGUACGCCCCUGUGUUCCGUAAGCAUCGAGCCAGGGCUGAUUGCGAAGCGAGGGAAAACCGGCGAGGGAAACCUCCCGGCUGGUGCUGGCGAGGACAGGACGGACUGACCGCGGGUGCCGCUGCCCUCACCUCCUUGGCCGCAGGACCCCGCUCGCUGCCCACCAGAGCAGGCUCCCUGCCUGCUAUACGUUAGUUAAAAGUUUUAGGCUGAGCUGCCCUUUGCUGCCAGACGUGUUGAGCGUAACCACCUGUAGGGAUCAGUCUGCAGAAGCGAAAAUUAAAGGAAACAUGCUGCUUCACAGGAAAGGGGAGCGAACGGGCAUCAGCAAGUCACUCGCAGCGGCGACGCCGGGCGUUCAGGCACAGGUCAUUGCAGUGUGUGUUAUUGCAUCAGUGAUCCUUUUUUUUUUCUUUUUUUUUUUUGGACGUGUCCUUGAUGAUUUUUUUCCUUCUCGUCGUGUCUAACCCACUGUGGAAGAAGAAGCAGGAGAGGGAAUGGCAAGGUGACAAUAUCGUACAAAUGGCUUUUCAUACGAGCAUAGAUUGUAACAGGAUAAAUGACACUGAAAGACAAGGCAGUUUUAUAUAUUUUGCUUCUUAAGAUUUUCUUUUGUAAAAUGAAUAAUAAUUAAUAAUAAUGAAUAAAAGGUAUGGUGCUGUAUAGAUCCUC